AUGGAUAUGUGCCCAAUAGAUGAUUUCGAUAAAGUUUGUCGUAUUUGUAUGAAAUUCGAUAAAACAUUUCUAUCAAUUACUUCAUUUCAAAUAAUUGAUAUGAUAAUAACGUGUGCUUCUGUACAGAUUUGGGAAAAUGAUAGUCUACCAAAUCAAAUAUGCCACGCUUGUUUUCUACAAUUGCAAAAUACCAUUAAUUUCAAACAAUUAUGUGAAAAUUCCGACAAUACUUUUCGCCAAAUUAUUCAGCAGAAUAAAAUUACUUUGUCGAAUAACGUAAAAGAUGAAGAAUUUGAAGAUUUCGUUAAUGAUGAUUCUAUAAUAAACAUCAAAGAAGAAGAUAUUCAUGAAAGUAACACAAAUGAAAAUACCUUGGAAAAUUUAAAAAUAAAAAUUGAUAAUGAAGAAAAUUUAAUAGCUACCCCGGAAUUAAAUAGAUUACAAAUACGGGCUAAACCAGAAGAGGAAAAUGAUACCUAUGAAGAGAUUAAAGAUAAAAAUAUGACUGAAACUUUUACCUGUGAGGAGUGUAAUCACGACUUUAAAAAAGUUUGGAAACUGGGUCAACAUAUGUAUCGUGAACACAAAGCGAAAGCAUUAAAAUGUAAUAAAUGUGAAAUAAAAUGUUAUCAUCCCUUACAUUUAAAAGAGCACCAGGAAUUGAUGCAUAAUCCGUUGAAUCAUAGAUGCGAUAUAUGCAAUAAAGUACUUGCAAAUAUUUAUAAAUUAAGACUUCAUAAACUUCGACAUGACAAAUCAUCCAAAGAUAAGCAGGAACUAAAAAGCCCCAAUAAGGACGUAAAUUCACAGAAAGAAAUGUACGUACCAUGUCAUAUUUGUGGCAAAUCAGUAACGAAAAAAAAUCUAAAAAAACAUUUACGAAUUCAUGAAGAACGUAAUAAAAUUACGUGCGACUUAUGCUCGAAAACAUUCCUGCGGCAACAAUCGUUAAAAGAUCAUGUUAAGCUUGUACACGAGAAUCAAAAACCUGCACGUAAUCAUUUAUGUAAUAUUUGUGGAUAUGCGGGACGUACACUUGCUAAAUUACGUACACAUUUAAUAACACAUUCCACCGAACGACCGUUUCCGUGUGACCGUUGUGAUAAAACGUAUCGAUCUGCAGAAAGUUUGAGACAUCAUGUAUCACAUGUACAUUUGAAUCAUCGCAAGUUUCAGUGUACAUUUUGUCCACAAGCUUUUCAUGUAAGGAAAGUUUUAAUGAAUCAUGUGCGACGUCAUACAGGUGAAAAACCACAUAAAUGCCAAGUGUGUGGUAAAGCGUUUAUACAAAAAAUUGCAUUGACAAUCCAUACGAAAACUCAUACAAACUCAAGUGAGAAUCUUUCACAAAACUAAAUAAUUUCUAAUACGGCAGUUGGAAACUACGAAGAUAGCCGAAGUAUAACGAAGCCAUCCGAAUUGUGUUUUUUUCUUAGCCGACACUAAAGUGAUAAGAAAAACUCUCAUAGCUGUUAAUAAAUAUUUUAAUAAAUAAAUAAAUA
This is a messenger RNA of Chrysoperla carnea, 1502 nucleotides long. Its product is annotated as zinc finger protein 569-like. The transcript has 3 exons. The record is from RefSeq and is a predicted model, not a curated record. Gene Ontology annotation, molecular function: zinc ion binding; RNA polymerase II cis-regulatory region sequence-specific DNA binding; DNA-binding transcription factor activity, RNA polymerase II-specific. Gene Ontology annotation, cellular component: nucleus. Gene Ontology annotation, biological process: regulation of DNA-templated transcription. NCBI's taxonomy places the organism in Eukaryota, Metazoa, Arthropoda, Insecta, Neuroptera, Chrysopidae. The coding region runs from base 1 to 1356 and encodes 451 amino acids.